AACAUCAGCAUUUUGGAUUUAGCUUUCUGUUAAUGAUAAUUUUUCUAUCUUCCUUGGAAUGAUUAGCAAGCAAGGUACUAUGGUAGGAAUGUGAGUUACUAAGAGAGUGAUCAGGGGAAGACUUAGAGAGAUAGAACUCUGCCAUUCUCUCUCCACCUCUUCCAUCUCCAUCAGGACCAUCCCAGCCGUCCCCUCUUUUCUCAUCCUUUCUAAAACCCCACAAAUGUCAAAACCCUACCCUGAAAACAACACAUUCUGCAUUUAAUUAUUGCUUUAAUCAUUAUUAAAAGUCGGUUUUAGUAUAUAAACCCAUCACAUUUUCCCAGAAUUUGCAGCUCCUUAAGUUGUCCGUUGCUGUGCAUUCAAGAGCAGGGCCACACACAUCUCAAAGCCUUUUACAGAGGCUUGAAAAAAAAUACCAACAAAUAUCUCCACGCCAUUAUUGUUGUUCCUUCCAGGAUGCUGAUUUCUACCACAUGCAUUCUCUUAAUGUGUUUCCUCUUGAGCUCUCUCCCCUUCCUCACCAAAGCCACUCUCAAUCUCACGCAUCCUCACCAACACCCCGACCCUGAAGCUGUUGUUCUUGAAGUACAAAGGCGCGUCAAUGUCUCUGUCUCCCGAAGACAAAUGCUCUCUCUCCAAGCAAAGGACCAAGCUUCCUCAUGCAUCACCGGCAACCCCAUCGACGACUGUUGGGCAUGCGACCCGGACUGGCAAAAAAACCGCCAAAGGCUCGCCGACUGCGGCAUCGGAUUCGGCCACAACGCCCUCGGCGGCAAAGGCGGUCAGAUCUACGUCGUCACCGACUCCUCCGACGGUGACCCCGCCAACCCUGUCCCCGGUACCCUCCGCCACGCUGUCAUUCAAGAAGAACCCCUCUGGAUAGUGUUCUCUGCGGACAUGACCAUAAAGCUGAAGCACGAGCUGAUCUUCAACAGCUACAAGACCGUCGACGGCCGCGGCGCGAACGUCCACGUCGUGGGCAACGGGUGCAUCACACUGCAGUACGUCUCCAACGUCAUCAUCCACAACAUCCACGUGCACAACUGCAAGCCGUCGGGGAACACCGAUAUACGGGUCUCCCCGACGCACGUCGGGUGGAGGGGUAGAUCCGACGGCGACGGGAUCUCCAUCUUCGGCGCUCGUCAGAUCUGGAUCGACCAUUGUUCCUUAUCUUACUGCACGGACGGCCUGAUCGACGCGAUAAUGGGGUCCACUGGGAUAACCAUCUCCAAUAAUUAUUUCUCGCAUCACGACGAGGUGAUGCUGCUGGGCCACGAUGAUCGCUACGCGUUGGACACGGGGAUGCAGAUCACGAUUGCGUUUAAUCACUUCGGUGAGGAGCUGGUGCAGCGUAUGCCUCGGUGUAGACGCGGGUACAUACACGUGGUGAACAAUGAUUUCACGGAGUGGGAGAUGUAUGCUAUUGGUGGUAGCGCUAAUCCUACCAUCAAUAGUCAGGGGAAUCGGUAUAUUGCUCCAUCGAACCAGAACGCUAAGGAGGUGACAAAGCGCGUGGACACGGACGAGGGGCAGUGGACGGACUGGAACUGGAGGACGGACGGGGAUAUUAUGGUAAAUGGGGCGUUCUUCGUUCCCUCGGGAGCGGGCCUGAGCGCUCAGUACGCCAAGGCCUCCAGCGUGGAGCCCAAGGCCGCUGGCCUCAUCGAGCAGCUAACCAUGCACGCCGGUGUCCUCGGUGGGCCCAGGGAGAGGAGUGAGACCAUCUCGUCCCCAGGAUCCAACAUUGGUGGGACCAGCACCAGCACCAGCACGGGGACCACCUACGAUGGCAACACAGGGUCCAGCGGCGGUGGUGAUGGUGACUUUUUUGGAAUGAUAUUCAGAGGUGCCGCGGCGCCCCUCACCCCAUCUUCUACUCAAACAUUAUUGCCCCUUUUAAUUAUUUUAAUUUUGUACGUUUCCACCAACCAUCAUGUCCUAUUAUCCUUAACAUUAUUGUAACCCUUCUACAUCUUGAAAGAGAAAAGAAAAAAAAGGUAUAUAAUUUUAUAAAGAAAAAUUUCGUCUACAAUUUCUCCCCCCACAUGGUGCAAAGGUGCCUAUUUUGUGGGGCCUUGAACCGUCUUAGCGGACUUAUUGAAUGUUCUAACUCGAGUUCGUAACCGAGUCAGAUAAUUUGUUCACGGAACUACUUAAUUAAUUUAUUUAUCUCAUUUAUAAAGUAAA
This is a messenger RNA of Alnus glutinosa, 2190 nucleotides long. Its product is annotated as probable pectate lyase 18. The transcript has 5 exons. NCBI's taxonomy places the organism in Eukaryota, Viridiplantae, Streptophyta, Magnoliopsida, Fagales, Betulaceae. Bases 460 to 1965 code for a protein of 501 amino acids. The record is from RefSeq and is a predicted model, not a curated record. Gene Ontology annotation, molecular function: pectate lyase activity.